Messenger RNA from Pseudoliparis swirei, 715 nucleotides. Its product is annotated as hepcidin-like. Gene Ontology annotation, biological process: defense response to bacterium; intracellular iron ion homeostasis. The record is from RefSeq and is a predicted model, not a curated record. Lineage: Eukaryota; Metazoa; Chordata; Actinopteri; Perciformes; Liparidae. Bases 123 to 374 code for a protein of 83 amino acids. The transcript is spliced from 3 exons. Gene Ontology annotation, cellular component: extracellular region.
AAAUACCAGCACAUUGGACACAUCCAGGCAUCAGACAGGAGAACUCAGAGGAGCUGACCAGAGUCACCAAACCAUCUGAAGAACACUUGACCUGACAACUGAAACCAGUCUGCCGUGCUGAGAUGAAGAUGUUCAGUGUUGCUGUUGCAGUGGCCAUCGUGCUCACCUUCAUCUGUAUUCAGCAGAGCUCUGCUGUCCCAGCCGCUGAGGUGCAGGAGCCGGGGGAGCCGAUGAGCGUCUCCAACCCAGCUGCUGACCACGAGGAGACGUCCCUGGACUCAUGGAAGAUGCCGUACAACAACAGAGAGAAGCGCGGCGCUAAGUGUAAAUUCUGCUGCUCCAGUGGGGUCUGUGGACUGUGCUGCAAAUUCUGAGGAGUCCUGAUCCAUCAUCCACCAACUGAGUCUUUGAGAAAAUGCAACAGUUUGAUUUGUAUUCAUGCCCUAUGGGCGACUGGGUAGUCCUUCAAUCAGGGGGUUGGCGGUUCAAUCCCCGCCUUAGUCGAUGUGUCUUUGAUCGAGACUCUUAACCCUGUAUUGCUCCCUGUUGCUGUGUCUAUGGUGUAUGAAUGUAAAAUGAAUGUAAGUCAGCUAAAUGAAAUGUAAUGUAAUGAAAGUGUUCAUGCUGUUUCUGGACGUAGACCCUUCUUGCUCAGUGAAGGCGUCUGUGUCGUCUUGUGUUCUGCUAAAUAUCUAUUAAAAGUCAAUGAGCAAUA